This is a messenger RNA of Ostreococcus tauri, 1110 nucleotides long. RefSeq names its product Signal transduction response regulator, receiver domain. The record is from RefSeq and is a predicted model, not a curated record. The transcript is spliced from 2 exons. Gene Ontology annotation, molecular function: DNA binding. Bases 1 to 1110 code for a protein of 369 amino acids. Gene Ontology annotation, biological process: cytokinin-activated signaling pathway; phosphorelay signal transduction system. NCBI's taxonomy places the organism in Eukaryota, Viridiplantae, Chlorophyta, Mamiellophyceae, Mamiellales, Bathycoccaceae.
AUGGGGACGGCGCCCAACCGUCUCUUCGAUUCGAAGAACUUCCCGGCCGGGAUGGGGGUGAUGGUCGUUGACGACGACUUACUGUGCCUCAAAGUUGUGGAAAAGAUGCUCAAGGCUUGUAAAUAUAGAGUCACCGCGUGCUCCACCGCGGAGUCCGCGCUCGCCAUCUUGCGCACGAGGAAGGAUGAGUUCGACAUCGUGCUGAGCGACGUGCACAUGCCAGACGUGGAUGGGUUCAAGCUGUUGGAAAUAAUUCAGUUCGAACUCAACCUGCCAGUGCUCAUGAUGAGCGCGAACUCAGAUUCGAGCGUAGUACUGCGAGGGAUCAUUCACGGUGCCGUGGAUUACCUCCUCAAACCGGUGCGAAUCGAGGAGUUGAGAAAUAUUUGGCAACACGUCGUGCGACGCGAUUACUCAGCGAGAAACUCCGGUUCUGAGGACGGGGUGAACCCAUCGUCGCCGAGCAAGCGAUUGAAGACGUCGGGUUCGGAUUCGAAGAGCGAAGAGGUCGAGCGUGCGGCGAACGAAGCCGGCUCGAGCAAGGCGAGGAAGAAACCGGCGGGGAAGAAGGGUGCCAAGGGUAGUAAGGAGAAGGAGGCUGAGAGGAAAGGGGACGCCAUCGACAGUUCAAAGAAGCCUCGAGUAGUGUGGAGCGCAGAGUUGCACACCCAGUUCGUCACGGCGGUGAAUCAACUCGGCAUUGAUAAGGCGGUACCGAAACGCAUCCUCGACCUCAUGGGGAUUCAAGGUCUGACGCGAGAGAACGUCGCCAGUCACUUGCAAAAAUAUCGACUUUACUUGAAGCGCCUGCAAGGAAAUGACUUGAUGCGCAACGGGUCAAACGCCUCCUCAAGCGGCGGUGUCUCCCAAAGUCGAGCGAAAGAGCAGCCUAUGACCAUCAAGGGGAAGAAUGUUAACCCUUUCUUGGAUGACAACAUAUUCCGCGCCGAUGAUUUGGGCCUUCCAGGCGACCUGGGUAACAUUGGUUACGAUGCUUCGUUUGACCCGUCUCUGCUCGCGCCGCUGGAUCUCGACAAGGUCGGCAAGAGCGACGUUCUCGGCGCCGAUCCGUCGGAUAACAUACUCAAUUUCUUCUUCCAAGGAGAUUAA